Messenger RNA from Candidula unifasciata, 1996 nucleotides. The record is from the annotation of a GenBank genome assembly. Lineage: Eukaryota; Metazoa; Mollusca; Gastropoda; Stylommatophora; Geomitridae.
AUGUUCGACGAAGGCAGUGGUGCAAUGGAGAAGAAGCUUCCAUCGAGGCAGUCGCCGGUGCAGCCUAAAAACAAUGGUGUUGUUGGCGAAAAGAAAAGUGAUUACAUAUCGAAUAAAAAUGGACGACAGCGAAAAUAUAAGCAAACGAAUAAUGGCGGCAGAUCACAGGAGCUUUCUCAGAAUACGAAGCCAGUUCAGAAGUACAGCCAAUCGUACGGUGAUAAGAGGCCGCGACCGAGAGGCUAUUAUAAUGAUCGACAAGGUGAAGAGGUAGUGGAAGUUGCCGAGGACCUGUUUGUUGCUGACGAUACAAGCUCUCGCAAGGGCAAUGCAAAUUACCUUUUGAGGUUUUCCUUCACCCCUCGUGGUGACGGCGGACAUUUUGAACAUGGCAGGAACCCUGGCGGCAGGUUUGGCAGAGGAGGUUACUGGACACGUCGGAGGGCACCAACACCUCGCUACAGCCCUGAGCAGUUUCUCCAAGCCAGUUGCCAAUUUGUUGUCAAAGAAGGGGGUGGAUACGCGGAACAGACCAUCAACCCGGAUGCUUUGGUGAACUGGGACAUGGUCGAGCAGGUCAGAACUUUCAGCGUGGAGCCUGCCGUCUGCCCAAUUUGUCUCCAGGCGCCUUCAGCAGGUAAGAUCACUAAGUGUGGACACGUUUACUGCUGGGCGUGUAUACUUCAUCACCUGCAGGAGAAGGAGCUGAUGUCGGACGUGGUUUGUGUAGAAACCAAAGAUUAUAAAGUUGGAGAUGAAAUUGAGAUGAAACUGAUGCGCAAGAGCAAGGGGAGUGUGUAUGUGUGUCCCAAAUCUGAGUGGACAGACAGGGAGGGUGUGCCACAUAAUGUUGAUGAUGGAUCCAUAACCCAGUACAUGAAGCUGUUGUCAGCAACUUGUGAUCAGAUCCAGGAAUACAUUAUCAACAGAGAGAAACAUGAUUUAGACGUGCUACUGCUGGAUGCUGAAGAGUACGAGACUUCCUACAUUCACUUGGCUAGGGACUCUCUUCAGAAACGUGAAGAGGGUUUAAAGAUGAAGAUCCAGGCCCACAGCAUGACUGAUUCAGAGAAGGAGCUCAAACUACUGGACCCAGAUUGUGAAGCAUUGAAGCCAGCCCCUGAACCUGAAGCAGCUGUCGAGGUGAAUCCUUGUGAUGAAGGGGCUGAGGUAACUAAUAUAGCUUUUGUUGUAUGUUUGGGUUCCCCCUGUGGGUUCCGGGGCCCCAUUCCCAGUAUAAUAUAUGCUGAUGCUUUUGAAGACGAAGCAGAGCAGUCCAGGGUCCCAGCAUCGGAGCAGGAAGCAGGUGGUGCCUCAGAGUCUGUGUUUGGCGAGGCCUUUUUGCCUCAAGACUUGUCACAAAGUGAGUUCAGCAUGUCUGGCCACUUGACUCCAGAAGAGGCAGCUGACCACUUGGAGCUGCCCGAAGCAGGAACUGGCUUGUUUUCACAGCAGAGGAAUAGUGGCCGCAACAAGGACACAUACUACUUUUACCAAGCCUCUAGUGGACAGCAUAUCUACCUGAACUCUCUGAAUGCCCAGUGCUUGACCAGGGAGUACGGGAACUUGGAACACAGCCCUGAAGUUAUCAGAGCCAAGAUUGUGGCCAUUGAGAGGAUCUUCAUGAGCGAGGAUGUCCGGAAGCGUCUGAGGUAUCUGAACCACAUCCCGCUGACCUGUGAGUUCCAUGUUGUAGAGCUGAAGUUUCAGCCGCCACUAAUUAGUCGUGAGACGCUUCAGCAUUUCCAAACUGAAUUUGACAAACGUCACAAAGCUCGGCUCCGGAAGAAGAAGGAAGAAAAGGAACGAGCCAGGCAGCAAGAAGUAGAGCAUAAAGCAAGUUUUGGCAUUUAUCCUGAGGUGCAGAUUCCCCUGGACAAUCUGACACAGUUUCCUGCCUCCUUGGGAAGCUUCAGUAGCCUCGGCAGUCUUGAGGGCAGUUUUGGGAGCUCAGUGAGGUCAGACGAUGUUACAGAGACAGUCACUGAAGCUUUAG